Molecule: messenger RNA, 755 nt
Organism: Aspergillus aculeatinus CBS 121060
Lineage: Eukaryota; Fungi; Ascomycota; Eurotiomycetes; Eurotiales; Aspergillaceae
Product: DUF846 domain-containing protein
Exons: 3
Coding region: 47-613 (188 amino acids)
Biological process (GO): protein secretion; vesicle-mediated transport
Cellular component (GO): Golgi membrane
Source: RefSeq, a predicted model, not a curated record
AACCUCUGAAGAGCUGCUAAACUCUGGAGUCUGCACCUCAACCAACAUGGAACAACAACCCCUCCAACCGCAACAGGGAGAUUUGAACUGGCGCCUCAGCGCCCACCCGAUCACCUUGCUGUUCUUCCUGGGCUUUCGCAUUAGUGCCCUGUUGAUGUACCUUUUCGGUGUUCUGUUCAUCAAGAACUUUGUCCUGGUUUUCAUCCUAACGCUGCUGCUCCUCUCCGCGGACUUCUACUACCUCAAGAACAUUGCUGGACGUCGGCUAGUCGGACUGCGCUGGUGGAACGAAGUCAACACCUCGAGCGGCGAUUCACACUGGGUCUUCGAGUCCUCGGAUCCUACCACCCGCACAAUUGCCGCCACGGACAAGCGGUUUUUCUGGCUUAGUCUGUAUCUUACGCCUACGCUCUGGGUUGGCUUGGCUAUUUUGGCCAUCAUCAAAUUGAGCAGUGUAAUCUGGUUGAGUUUGGUUGCUAUCGCUCUAGUACUGACCAUCACGAACACGCUCGCUUUCUCCCGGUGCGAUCGCUUCAGCGUCGCCAACAGCGCGCUUUCCGGGGGCAUCAUGAGUAACCUUGCGGGAGGACUGCUGGGCAGACUCUUCAAGUAAAAUCGGCAUGUUUCGUACUGUGUAUGAUCUUCGUCUGUCUGUUUGUGCUCUUUUAUCACCGGCCUGAAUCUAUGUGCAAUUCAGGAUUCGCCGACCAACAUGUAGCGAGCUUCAGUCAUCAAUCCAGAAUAUCUUCAAACCA